CCCGCUGUCAAAUUUAGUAUGUAAAUCAAAAUGAAAAAUAUGAAAGUGCAAAAAUAUUGUAGGAGGACGUUUCUCAGCAGUUUGUCUAAAGUAAAUUAAAUAAAUUUUUCAAUGUUAUCUAGCUACUAGCAUUCUAUGCCACAGUUCUGAGUAAAAUGUGCUUUGCUUCACCGAAGUGAAAAAUGGUUCGCAAGAAAUAUUGAAUGGUUCUGGAAUGACUGCUUUUCAGUGGUCAGUCGGUGUCGCUCAAUUUGUUGGGCUCAUGAUUUCGAGAAACAGCCCGUCGGUUUAGAUUUUCACACAAAGAAGGUAUCAGAAGUGAAACUAUUGCAGCGAGGUCAGGCAGAAGGUUUAUCGUAACCCAUUCUGGAAACUUGAUGUGACACGAAAACAAUGUCUGGAGUUUACGGAUAUAAUAGAGAGGCAGUACGGGUUAAAGUGAAGAAAUGUGAAAAAAAUGUCCCGCCAGAGACUCGCAAGUUUAGCGUAGAUCCGCAGAUUACAAGUCUAGAAGUAUUGUACUCGAUUCUAGCGAAAGCAUUCGAUUUGAAGACUGACUUCGGCAUUAGUUGUAAGACACCAGAUUCCAAUGGGCAAGAGAAUUAUCUGGUAGUUCUUUCUGAUUGGGAUUUGGACGCGGCAUUUCUUCGAGCGCACAAUACGUCAAUUGCUACAAAGAGCGAACCAUGUCUUUAUCUAAGAGUGGACAUCAAACCAUUUUCGGAAACCUUGGAAUGGGACGGUUCCGGAAAUACCGGAGGAAUUACUCGGGAGCUAGCGUCGUUGCAACAAUCCAUCGGAGCAGGACAAAAAUACGUUCAAAACAGAUUACCCGGGUUAAUCAUGAAUCACAUGGAGAAAACCUUCUCGUUGGUUCAACGGGCGUUGAAUUUAGCUGAGGAUCCGUUGAUGACGCAGACACUUCGACCUCCGCUGUCGGAUGCGGAGUUUAGGACGUUUUGCGAUUCGGUUGGACAGAUUGUUGAACCUGAGCAGCUUCGAAAGGUUAUAUAUCUGGGAGGGAUCGAUCCUAGUUUGCGAAGAGUUAUUUGGAAGCAUAUACUAAAUGUGUAUCCUGAUGGAAUGACUGGCAGAGAACGGAUGGAUUAUAUGAAAAGGAAAUCAGGUGAAUACUACAAAUUACGUGAUGUGUGGCGAACCGCGGUUCAACAGGGCAACAUCGCAGGUGAACUGGCUUAUGUGACUGGUAUGGUGCGAAAAGACGUUCUCCGAACUGAUCGACUGCAUCCUUUUUACGCUGGCAGUGAUGAUAAUCAAAACAUUGCAUCACUUUUCAACGUUCUCACCACCUAUGCGUUGAAUCAUCCAGCUGUGAGCUACUGCCAGGGAAUGUCGGAUAUUGCUUCACCAUUGUUGGUUACUAUGGCCGACGAAGCACAGGCGUACAUCUGUUUUUGCGCCGUCAUGACCAGAAUGAGCUGCAAUUUUAUGUUGGACGGGAUUGCAAUGACUCUGAAGUUCAAUCACCUUUCGGAGGCACUCCAAUAUUACGAUCCCGAUUUUUUCGCUUAUUUGAAAAUGCAUCAAGCAGAUGAUCUGCUGUUCUGUUAUCGAUGGCUGCUGUUGGAAAUGAAGCGAGAAUUUGCUUUUGACGACUCGUUACGAAUGUUGGAAGUUUUGUGGAGUUCACUUCCAGCCAUGGCACCUAAGGGAGAGUUGGCUUUAUUUGAAAAAGAAUUCACACCUGUUCCUUCGGAAGAGCCACAGCCUAAGAGCCCUUCUAAAGUUACACUUAGAACGCCACGCGAAAAUCCAUACACCAAGGUGUGUGCCCUCAGGCGUCAAAGUUCUGCCCUUUCGUUAAUUUCCUGCACCAACCCAAUCAGCAUUCAAGGUGCAUCUGCUAAGCUUGAUGCUACGAAACGACUAAAUUUGAGUCUGGACGAAAAUAUUUCGCGUGGCCACCUGUACUCCAGCAAAGUUGUGACAAAAGAGCAUCAAAGUCUGGAUGAGGCAAAAAGUGCAUUGGUCAAACAGCGAAGGGUGUUUCGUAGCGUAGGGGAUGAUGACAUUCAGGAGGGCAAUGGAGAUCAAGGACUGGGUGAGAAUGAAAGCGCUGAUGAAGAUGGUGAUGAAGACAAUGUUUUCCGCUCUCCGCAACAUACAGAACCUGAGACUACAGUGGGUAAAAAUCCAUUCCUGGACAGUUCACCGGAGACAACAACACCUGUUGAACCUGUCGAAGUUAGUACACCAUCUGUUAGUUCCAGUUUAGCGAAUAAUGCGGUGACAGUAAGAGAAGAACCGUUAUUGAAAGAUAAUAGUAAACAGUCUAGUGAAAUCCAGCAUCCUUCUCCCUCACGUCAAACAAGCGUCGGAAGCGGAAUUCGAAAUUCUCCCGUUAGUCGAAGUAAGAGUUUGUUUUCCGCUGGAACAGGAAACCUAAUAGCACGGCAGCUUAGUAGUCAACGAAAAAAUUUCAGCGCUACUGGUGGAGGUCACUUCAAAGAUUUGAAAGAUAAAUUGGCAGCGAGCAAAAAAGGCAUUUUUGCUUCACGGGAUCAGCCGGACGCUGAUGUCAAUCCAACUGAUGCGGGCGAAGAAGAUCGAAAGCCUAGACUGGUAAAAAAUUUCAACGAAUUCCUUAGCUUCGCAGCAAUGAACCGAAGUCGCUUAAGCGACAGAUUAAACACGAAAAAACUACCAUCAUCGUCAUUAGAUUCGACGGGCAGCAAUACAACUCUUACAACGGGCUCUUCGAUUACCAUCGAUGACGAUUCGACAGAAACAAUCGAGUAUGAUGAGCUAAAACCAAAACCACUUAUUAAACUUACCAAAUCAUCGCUCGAUGAUUCUGAUUCAUCCAGCAUGGGGGUGGCGGCCAUUUCUCGAUCUAGUGAUAACAGUAGCUUUAUAGUGGAUGACAGCUCUGUAUCGGUGUCUCCGGUUCCGCAACCGUUAAACGAGACAGAUGUAAUUCAGAAUGACGAGGAAGGAAAAGGCCAAGGAGGUAGCAGUCCAGAUGACUCUCAGGAAUACUUUCCAAUGACAACUUCAAUGACCCGAGAGCUGAGGCUUGAAUUGGAAAAUCUGGAUCGUCACGUGUUCGGGACUGAUUUUCACAAUCAGCAGCGCUUUUACACGUUAAGCGGUUGUAUUGAACUAGAUACUCCACCAGAAAGUGGGGAAUCAAUUACUAGUUGCGCUCAACCUAACCAAAUCAGUUAUCGAAUGCUGGAUCAGAAUGGCUCAGUUGAUACUAUGGACAUACAAUCCGCAGAUAAUAUAUGCCCUUUGAAGGAACUGGCAAAUGCAGAUGUGGUGCGGUACCGCCAGAAGACCAGAGCGGUUGCUGAGGUCGAUGUUGACACCAGCAAAAGAAUUAGCACUUCAAGUGCCAACGCUGAUGUGUUUGUAUGGGAGAAUCCACUUCAUCAGUGCGAGAGUCCUCUAUCUACGGGCGGCGAGCCGUCGCAGGUGCGGGCACCGACGACGAUGGUAGAACAAACAGCCACCACACCAGACGAACACUCAGAACUGGAGUACGAUGGUGAAAUCAUAGUCGAAACAGCGAUGGGGAAAAAAUCCAUAACCCCGAUUCGAUUAGUCCGACGAAAUGGCGAUCAGUCCAAUAGUAAUUCAAAUCGUAAUUCGAUUAUUCUACCGGAUUCUGAUUCAGACGAUUCACUGGAGCGUUCCCUAGCAGUCAAUUUCAAAUUUAAUCCAAACAAUCCAUUCUACGAUGCCAAUUCCAUUGAGCCGAUUAAAAUUAACGCAAAAUCGCCUCUAGAAUCUACGCUAAACAUUCCAGAAACAUCUAACAUGACAUGCUCCAGCAAUUCAUUCGAGGAAGCAUCAGAGGCUUCUAAGAUUGAUCUCGUCAUCCAACAGCCCUCAGUCAACAUACCAUCAAAUACUGUCGCUCCUGAAUGUUAUAGUUCGAUCAAAGUUGCCGGAGUUCUUCCUCCACCGCACGAAUUCGGCGGUGGUAACCCGUUUAUGAUGUUCCUAUGCUUGACGAUUUUGCUACAGCAUCGAGACUACGUAAUGAAAACUGGAAUGGAUUAUAAUGAAAUGGCGAUGCAUUUCGAUAAGAUGGUGAGAAAGCACAAUGUUGUGCGGGUCCUGAAUCAGGCACGACAAAUGUUUGCCGAGUAUCGGCGGCUGUACCAGCAGCAGCAACAGCAAAGAAACAGUGCCGGUAGUGCCAGUAUGAGUAGCAGUAUGUAUGGUCGUUUGGGAGUGACUGCUGGUGCGAACGGGACUGGCGGUGGAGCUUUGCAUCCCAGACGGAAUACCACUAGUGGAGUGACGUUUACGGCGUAGAUGACAUUCGAAGAAAUAAGCGAAACGGGCAUAGCUACAAUACAACUGUGAUGAGCUGAAAGAACUAGGAGAAGUACGAAAAAUCCACAUCAGUUGAGUGAUCUCAUGAAUAAUAAUGUUGUAGUAGAGAAAAUUAGACUUCCGACAGGGUUUUCCGUUGAAUUUACUUUCGCAUGAUUAGUUCGUCCGAAUCGACUCUGUCAAAACAAACGUACCAUUAUUUUCAGUGAAAUGUUGUAUCGCUUGGUUUUGUUAGUGAUCGUUGGGAUAGAUAGAUAGCCACUAGAGUGGCGAGCCUGUUGGUAGACAGAAUCAAGUGUUUUAUUGCAAGGAGAAUAUGAACUAGAUUCGAUAAGUUUCGACGUUCGUACUAACGAUUUUAAAAUUUUAUCCCUAUUCCUAAAGUAACAAAAACAAAUGUUUUACCUCUAUACAAGAAACGCUGCUCUCAGGAUUAUUUGAUUUCCCAUGGUUUGUGAUACGUUUUAAACUGAUUUUAUUUUACAUCUGACGUAGCCGUGCUCAAUCAGCGUUAAUUUUUUUCCGUUCGGUACAUUCGACUAUUUUAAUAUAUCUACGAAAUACAAGCACAGAUAUAACAUAAUACCAGUAAUACCAAAUUUAAACGAUAAGUCAAUAAUAUAAACGGUAUGUAAUUUAAGCUAAGCAAACCAUAACACUUGCCUAUUUAGAGUAAUGACGAGAAGUCAAAGGAUAUUUACAUUUAGCAUUCUCCUAAACAUAUAAAGGAAAUGGUAGAUAGGAUUUAGGCAGGCAUGUUUCAGAUUUAUUUUUGUAAACUCCAGUUAAGACGCCGUAACUCUCACCCCUUCCCCUGAUUCUAGGGUAGUGCCUAGAAUAUGUAUGUGUAGGUUUGAUAUGGAAUAUUGGCAGUCAGCAAAAAUGUACGUGAGCUUUCUCUUUGUUGUCAAGCAACACAUAUGAUAGUCCUCACUUAUUGGCACAUUUGAAGUAUCGCUUGAAAGAAUCUCGUUGGAAUGACUUGGCACAUGUCCUUUUUACAGCGCUCGUACAGAUGUGAUUUUUUGUGGAAUCCAUCAAAAUCACGGAGGGGAACUGUGUCCAUGACGGACACUUUAAGGUUAAAUAGCAAAUUCGACUCAUCGGUAGAUGCAUUGCUCGCAAAUUGCACGCUAACCGAGAGAUCGUAUUCCAUCAAUAUAGUAACUGAUACUAAAAAAAUCAAACCGAAAGAUGUUUAAAAUGGUUGUGAAAAAUAGGCACAAAACCGUCAUUUCAAAACAGGUAUGACAAAGACGGACACCUGGCAUGGGUGAGAUGGACGUACGGCAUUGGCAAUGAUGAAUAUAGGACAAGGCAGAGUGAGACGCUUCUCGAUCAAUAAAUUUUAGGUUUGUUCCAGUACACGGAAGUCACUCCGGAGUAAACAGGAGCAAAAAAUCUUUGCUCCUUUUUAUUCCGGUUUGCUACCAGAAGUAGAAAAAAGAGAAGAAGAGAGUACAGGAACGAUUUUCUCCGGAGUACUUCCAGUUUCUUCUGGUACUGGAACAGACCUUUUGUUUUCUGUCGGUACAUCACAACCUAGCGAUAAUGAAAAAUAGCCCAAGGGUAUGCAAUUUGACGGCAUUUUGUUUUGCAUAACCGUCAAAAAUGUGUCCUUUCAUUACCUCAUUACCUUUCAUUAGACUCAUUUAAAUUUCUGUUUAUUUCAACAGUAGUGUUAAGUACCCAGUACAUCAUGUGAACCUAAAAAUGUUUUCCGAGAUCAACAGCUUUCAGGUUUAAAUGGUAUCAUAAAAUUAUAUCCGUUAGCGUACCCUCGAGAAAAUAUUGCUUUAUUUAAACAUCUAAUAAUUCACGUAUUAGAUAAUUUCAGUAUAAAAAUCAUAUAGUGUCAACCAUUCAACUGAAUUUUUCAUUUUGUGAGAAACGCAAUUUGCCCCUCUUACCCACAGUGUCCGUCUUCGACGCAGUUCCCCUAUUUAAAAACAUGCCUACCGAUUGAAGUGAAAACGAUAGAGAGCUUUCAAUAUAGGGUAAUGAGCCUAUUUUGGUCCUGUUUCUAUUAUCACCCUACCCAUUUGACGCCGUUGGUUAGAACAGAGUCUGCCCUCUUAGUUCAAUGCAUUGGCUCAAAUGGUAGCGUGAUAAUUGGGGCACUCGAUUCAAGUUUUUAUUGCACUCAAACACGAGCAUUUCACCGUUUUCAGGUCAUUUGUGUUAUUCAAGGAUGAAAAAUGUAAAUUAUCGAAAUUUUGUAUUGAAAUUAAAGUUGGAGUCAAGUCGAAGCGCUUAGCAGGUGGUACCACUAUAAUUGAUGCAUUGAAAUGAUUAGGAUGAAUAGAGCCAACCACAUAAGUUACAUCACAACAUCAGCAUUGCUCAUAAUUGAUUUUUGUUUUUCUCAACUGACGAUGGUAAUAAAAUUGAUACUUUGAUUGACGUCGAAGGAGUUCACAUCGGUAGGCAUUGAUGCUAAAAAAGAACACGUUUACAAAUCGCAUACUAAACAUAAAUAUUCGAAACCGAUACGGAAUCUAUUGGAACAGAUACUGCAUGCGGAACGUAGAAAACAUUUAACUACUUUUCGGACACAAAAUCAAAUACUAAUGUCACAUUUUAAAUAAUAGCACUGCUUCGCAUUGUUAAAUCUAUUACUAGCAGAUGACAUUUUUUAAAUUUUCCGCUUAUUGCACAGAAAAAUUGCUGUCACUGUUUAAAUUCUCUAUCAAAAGGUUUUGUUUUUGGCAAAUAUAUGAAUGGUAAAUUGCUAUCGGCAAUGUGUUUUACGCAUAAUGGGAGUUGGUAUUAAUCAUUUGCCAAGUAAUUUCAAAUAUUUGAAUAAUAGUGUAACUACAAAAACAAGCAAUACUGGUGUAUCAGACAAAAUCAAAACCCUCGAAGCAUCUUUAAGACGCUAGAUUUCAAACAAAACUGAUUUAAAAAAAUCUUUUUCUCUACUCGCAUUGUCAUGUUUCAUUCACAAAAGACUUGUUAUUUUAUUGAGGUUCAAUAUUUUCGUUCGAGUGAUGAGUGUCCGUACUUCAGUUUAAUUUAAGUUAAACAUUAGAUUUAAGUGUAAUUUACGAUUUCAAGAUGAGUUGUCUACCGGAACACAUAACUAUGAAUGUGCGAUUACUGAAAGGGAAGUAGUUUAGUUUGGAUUACAUUUUCAAGCACGUGGAUGUUGAUAAAAGUGAUUAUAUUCAAAAAACAAUAUUUAAAAUAAAUUGAUGAAGUAAAA
Topomyia yanbarensis is the source of this 7513-nucleotide messenger RNA. RefSeq lists its product as uncharacterized. Gene Ontology annotation, cellular component: autophagosome. The transcript has 5 exons. Gene Ontology annotation, biological process: regulation of autophagosome maturation; activation of GTPase activity. Gene Ontology annotation, molecular function: GTPase activator activity. NCBI's taxonomy places the organism in Eukaryota, Metazoa, Arthropoda, Insecta, Diptera, Culicidae. Bases 394 to 4287 code for a protein of 1297 amino acids. The record is from RefSeq and is a predicted model, not a curated record.